CCCCAUACUCAAGAUGUCCGUUUGCCCGGCCUCUUCCGCAUGGGGCCCUGCUGUCGUCAGACGGCGUCCCCCGGGCGCGUCCUAAGAGGGAGGCGCUCCGAAGUUGAAGAGCAGGCAGGAUGCUGAGCCGGCUGCAGGAACUCCGCAAGGAAGAGGAGACGCUGCUGCGAGUCAAGGCGGCGCUGCACGACCAGCUCAAUCGAUUAAAGGUUGAAGAGCUGGCUCUUCAGUCAAUUAUUAGCUCCAGAGAAGGGGAAAGAAUGACCCAUCUUUCGCCUCCAACUAAGGAACCAGAAAAUAUCUUGGUGCAGGUAGACAAUGAAACUUCCAUCAAUCAAACUGAAUUACAGCUAAGCACAAGAAAUCAUGCUCAAGAAGAGGAAGAAGAGGAAGAAGAAUCUGAUUCCUAAAGGAGAAAGGGGAAAAUCAAGAUUAGUUAUUUAUCUAAGUUAAUUUUAAGAUUCAGGAAUUUUCCUUCAGUAUCUACCACAGGGUAGGAAAUUCAAGGAUCUAUAUUUUACCAUUGGAAAAAAAAAGGUCAAGUUCAUAUUAAGUUAAUUGAUUCAUAUACACACUAGAGAUAAAACUUCAUAUGAUGUUAUAUGGAAGUAUUUGUGUAUUUGUAAUCAGAAAAAAUUAAAUGUAAACCAGCCUUUAACAUUUUUCUUACUAUGCCUUUAAAAGGGAGUUACAAUAUGCCUUUAUU
Sarcophilus harrisii (Tasmanian devil) is the source of this 706-nucleotide messenger RNA. RefSeq names its product small nuclear RNA activating complex polypeptide 5 (gene SNAPC5). The transcript has 3 exons. NCBI's taxonomy places the organism in Eukaryota, Metazoa, Chordata, Mammalia, Dasyuromorphia, Dasyuridae. Gene Ontology annotation, cellular component: nucleus. The coding region runs from base 120 to 410 and encodes 96 amino acids. Gene Ontology annotation, biological process: transcription initiation at RNA polymerase III promoter; transcription by RNA polymerase II. The record is from RefSeq and is a predicted model, not a curated record.